Phoenix dactylifera (date palm) is the source of this 1357-nucleotide messenger RNA. The record is from RefSeq and is a predicted model, not a curated record. NCBI's taxonomy places the organism in Eukaryota, Viridiplantae, Streptophyta, Magnoliopsida, Arecales, Arecaceae.
UUCUUAUGCCCUGAGAAAUUUAAAUUAUUCAAUGCAGCCCCAAAAAAUUUUGGAUUGCAGUCUUUGGAAGGGAAUGGUUUUACAAAACAAUCGAACCAAAACUGAAAUCAGAUUAUUUUUACUAAUGUCUCAUUCUAAAGUGGGUGAAAAUGAGACUGUUGAAGAUUUAAGGAAUGAGGAUGAUAGAAAUGAAGAUACUGCUGAUAAUGUUUGUGACAAUUCUUCUAAAAAAAGAUCUUGGGUAUGGAAUCACUUUAUCGAGGAAAAAAAUUCUGAAGGAUCAAUAGCUAAGUGCAAAUAUUGUAAAAAAGUUUUAAGUGGGAGCACUAAAGGAGGAACGAGUCAUCUAAAACGCCAUCUUGAAAAUGUUUGCAAGAAGUAUCAAAAGAAUCCGACUAAUCAGUUGCUCUUACUACCAAGUUCAAAAGAUCCGAUAAAGUGUUUCAAAUUCAAUCAAGAAGAGAGUAGAAAAAUUCUUGCAAAAUUUAUCAUAUGUGCUAAGCUUCCAUUUCGUAUUGUUGAGCACACUGUUUUUCUGGAUUUUAUGAAAUCUUCAGCCAUUAUUCAAAAUUAUGGGUCGUAAGAUUGUAAAACAUGAUUGUAUGGCUUUGUAUCAAGAAGAGAGGAAAAAAUUGCAUGAUGUAUUCAAGAACCUAAGGUCUCGGGUUAGUUUCACUACUGAUAUUUGGACAUCAAAUCAGAAAAUUGGUUACAUUUCUUUCACAGCACAUUAUAUUGAUUCUGAUUUUACUCUGCAUAAGAAGAUUAUUAGUUUCAAGAAACUUCCAUACCGUCACACCAGCUUUGCAAUUGAAGAUGCUGUAAAAAAAUGUCUUGUUGAAUGGGAAUUGGAUUGUAAAAUAUGUGCUAUUACUUUGGAUAAUUGCAGCACAAAUGAUGCUGUAAUGAGAAGGCUCCGAGAUCACUUUUGUUAUUCAAUGUUGUUUAGUGGGGAGUACAGUCAUAUUAGAUGAUGUGCACAUAUAUUAAAUAUUAUGGUUCAGGAUGGAAUGAAAAUCAUUCAUGAAGCUAUUGAAUGUAUAAGAAAAAUUGUUAGAUAUGUCUCUGCAUCCCCAUCUCGAAUGCAAGCAUUUAAUGAAAUUGUACAGCAUAUGAGACUUCCUGCUAGAAAAGGACUCACUUUGGAUGUUCCUACAAGAUGGAAUUCUACUUAUGAAAUGUUGCAUGAUGCACUUGGUUAUAAAGAUGCUCUUAUUAGAUAUGCAACUGAGCAUUCAUGUGUAUGCCCCACCAAUGAUGAAUGGAAAAAGGCUUCUAUAAUUCUUAAAUUUUUAGAAGCCUUUCUUGAUGCCACUAAAGUAUUUUCUGGUUGUAAGUAUCCCACAUCCAAUUUAUA